CCAUAGCAACUCCCCUUGACCCCUCCCUCCCUCGGCAUUCGCAGCAUCACCCUUUACACUGCACAGUCAUAUUUGGUCCUCCGGAAAUAUCCACAGCACGGAAAUAUAAAUGGGUAUGCCCCAAAAUGGAUUCUCAGUUGGCUUCAGUCCUGACCAGUGGCAGCCUGGAUGUCCAAAAUGGCAGCCAGUGUGCAGAGGGAUCAGGGCCAGUGACAGAGGUUUUUUUGGACCCAAAGGAAAAAACCUCACCCAAUACUGUACCAGGUAACCUCCAGCCGUGCCCUGUCAAAGCAGCAGUGACCACCAGGCUGGCUGCUCCAUCAAUCAAUGGGAAUAAGCCAGAGGUGGGCGGGACUUCUAAGCCAGCCUCUCAGGAAACAAGCAAGAGUGAUGGGUUCAGACAGCCAAUCACAGUGAAGACUGGAGUGCCUGUGUUGCGCAGCCAACCAAUCAGACUAAAAAUAGUUGUUCCCCCACGGUGCAAGAGGCCAAUCACAAACUCUGCCAUCAGCCUGACCAAAGACUUUGCUCUCUCAGAUUUUAGAAGACCUGUUUCAGACAAAAACAGAUGUAAAAUCCUAAUAUCUGCGGUUAAGAAAGAAGGAGAAAUCAAGGAAGUUACUUAUCAUAAGACUGAGGAAGCUAAGCCAGAAUCAUUCCACGACACAGAGGCAGACAGAAGGAAAACAAUGUGCAAAGAGAGACAUGUUUCGGGUGUUAAAAUCAUUCACACUGAUGGGUCAGAAACUCAUUUAAUCUCGAGCACUAAUACAAUUGAAAUAUUGAGCCUAAAAGAGGAAACUACAGAGAGAGAAAUUGAUGAAAGUAUUCCUCUAAUUUUGCAAGAAAUGGACUUGAAAUCUUGCAGGACGUUUGAGGGGGGAAUGGAGGAACAGACAGAACCACUGGACCUGAGUCUUCCCAAGAAAAGAGAGAGGAGGUGUGAACGCUUCCUGGAUGACUCUGGCUGCGAGAGCUCGUUGAUCAUGGAGGUGGAUGAAUACGAGGGAGAAGGAGACAGAGAUAUAGUAGAAGAGGACGAGGAUGGGGAAGGAGAGGGCUCUGUGCUACGUAUGGACUGCACAGAUACACUUGAAGGCUCUCUCCUGUCUCCCUCUUUCUUCUCGUCCUCUGUCUUCACCUCCCUCUCCUCGAUAGACACUGAAAACCUUCUUCUCAUAGACGACCAGGGAAUCCCGUACACGCUCAGUCCAGACGGACUCAAAGUGCCGCAAGUCGACGCGUCCACGUCAGAUGAUCAGGUAGAUGGAAUGGGGUCACCACAAUUGGCCACGUUAGCGGAUCCUAGCCUCAGCCAAAGCUUAGAUAAUGCACUAAAUGCACCUUCUGAUCAUCUUUACAAUUCACCAGCCCCUGCUACUGAUUCUCCAUCACUAAGUGUUGAUCAGACGACGACUCCAGAAGUCUUCACGGGUUUGAUUACAAACCCAGACGCCGCAGAGCCAAGCGUUGAAUCUGUUCAGGAGGCUAAUGCUGUUAUAUUAACCCCCCCCCAGCACAUUCAGAUCCUCACAAACCCUUCUACUAACACUCCUAUCCUCCUCCUGUCAACCUCCUCUUCCUCUGCUCAGCUCUCCUCAGCUCAGGUGGGUCUCUCGCUUCCCCUUUCAGUUACUCAGACAUCCCCUGGUGCUUCCACCCCCAUGUUCCUUCUCCUUUCAUCUGUACCCUCUUCCUCUGGAGACUCUACCUCCACCCCUAUCGCUGUCCUCGACCCCUCCACUGGUCAGUUGUCCCAGAUCACCGCAGCCUCAGCCCCCGUCUCCCUCCCUUUGCCCACCGCUCAGGUCACCACGCUGGGAUCACCUCUGCCCAUGCUGUCCCACCCUAUCAUCAAACUGAGCCCCAACAACCCCCCUGCCAUCCUGUCAGGAGUGACCAAUGUAAACUCCAGCUCUGUCCUCACCUCGUUCACUGUCCGUUCAUCCUCUCCUGCUCUUCUAAACGACCGACACAGCACGAGCCUUCAUUCUCAAAUCAGCUCUUCCGAUUCGAACCCUGGAAGCGAAGCCAUAUCUGAAGAAGUCUCAAGUGAAAACAACAAGCCAUCAACUUUUACAGCAUCCUCUCCACACCCACAGUCUGCUAUUUUGACCUAUGACCCCUUAGCUCAGCCCAGCUCGGAGGCCCAAUCGCCAGCCUCUGAGCCAAGAUUUGACCCGUCUGACCUGCACUCUGAACAUUUACCUCUGGACGACCAUCUUUACUUCUCCAACGCUGCUGCUCCUCUCUCCCCACCCAUCGGAACCAUUCUCCCUUCUGAUAAGCUCGACCCCCUCGACCCGCUGGAUCCUCUCUCGCCAGAGGGAUCACCAGAUGCCAUGGCUUCUCGCAGGGUGCUGUACUGCCAGCUGUGCCCGCGGGUCUUCUUUUACCUUUCCGACCUUGAGCGCCACGCCAUCACACACUCGCAGAAGAAGCCUCACGUUUGCCAGCAGUGCGGCAAAGCCUUCAAACGCUCCAGCCAUCUGCAGAGACACAAGCACAUCCACACAGGCCAGAGGAACUUUGUGUGCCCCAUCUGCGCCAAACGCUUCAGGGAGGCCGGUGAGCUCCAGCGCCACCAAAGGGUCCACACUGGAGAGAAACCCUACCAGUGCCAACUUUGCCACACGCGCUUUGCCGAGCGCAACACGCUACGCCGACACACCAAGCGCAAACACCCUUACCACCAAGUGGCCAUGGAAAUGCUGAACGAGAGAAGAGACAGAGGAGGAGGAGGUGGAUCCGGUGUGCAGGAGGAGGAAGAGAGUGCUGAAUGGUAUAGCUCCACUGUGUCUAAUUUGGAUAACUCCGAGUCUGAGAUGGAAACUUAGAAAAGCUUUCUGCAGACUCCAAAGUGAAGGGAAGGAGGACAAUGAUCAUAUGUAACUCUGGUUAAACACUUAACUUCCCUCAUUUAAUUAACAUUCAAAAAAGAAGCACUUAUUUAAAUGUUUUUCUAAUUUAUUUAUAUGAAUGUAUAUUAUUUUCAUUUCACUUAGUGGUCAAAACUUCAGCCUUACAUCAUUUUGACAUUAGCUUUCCUAUAUGAAAAGAAUUGCAUAUAUGUACAUGUUUUUUUAUGUGAGUUGAGAAUAUUAAUUAGACUGCCCCCAUGAAGUUGCAUUCCCAUACAAUCUAAUGUAAAGCCCUCAAGUGCUCAGAAAAGAAGGAUAACUUAUUUACUCCAAACGAUCCUCCGCUCUAGCUGUGUAUAUAAAGAGAACUAUUUGUAAGAGCUGCACUUCUGCACUAUCCUAUGUGAAAGAUGUAAUCUAUCUUUCUUACCGUCAGAGACACUGUGAGUCAUUUGCACUUGUUUUAUUUCAAUAUUAACUUUUUUUACAUCGUGAAGAAAAAAGCUUAUUUUUAUGUUUUGUUGCAGCUGUUGAUUUUACUUAUUUAAUUCACGUCAUGUGAGAGUUUGACCAAAUGUUUUUGAGUUAUUCUAACGCAAACGCUAUAUUUACAUCUUCUGUUUAAUGUGAAUUAUGUUAACUUAUUUGAAUUAAAUUUUGUCAACUGUAACUGAAUCUUUGUUUAAUCUUCUUU
This is a messenger RNA of Cottoperca gobio, 3555 nucleotides long. Its product is annotated as zinc finger protein 236. The transcript is spliced from 3 exons. Gene Ontology annotation, cellular component: nucleus. Bases 126 to 2837 code for a protein of 903 amino acids. The record is from RefSeq and is a predicted model, not a curated record. Gene Ontology annotation, biological process: regulation of gene expression. Lineage: Eukaryota; Metazoa; Chordata; Actinopteri; Perciformes; Bovichtidae.